This is a messenger RNA of Chironomus riparius, 2223 nucleotides long. NCBI's taxonomy places the organism in Eukaryota, Metazoa, Arthropoda, Insecta, Diptera, Chironomidae. The record is from the annotation of a GenBank genome assembly.
AUGAUCAAGCAAAAAUCAGCAAUCAUUUUGAGAAGCUUUUUAAAUCCAAAUAGAUAUAUACGGAAAUUAAAAUUUAUUAAGUUCAAUUUUGUAACAACAAUGGAUCCAAGUGUUAUAGAAUAUCCGCAAGUUAAACGAGAAGAAGUAGAAGAAACAUUUUUCGGAAAAGUGAUAAGCGAUCCAUAUAGAUGUCUUGAAAAUCCUGAUUCAGAAGAUGCCAAGAAGUUUGUUGAUGAUCAGAACGCAAUUUCCCAACCAUUUUUGGAGAGUUCAGACACAUGGAACAAGAUCAAUAAGAAAUUGACAUCUCUUUGGAACUUUGAGAAAUAUGGAGUUGCUUCAAAACACGGAAAUAAAUACUUUUAUUCAUACAAUACUGGACUACAAAAUCAAAAUGUUAUUUACUGCCUAGACAGUUUGUCAAGCGAGAGUAAAUUAUUUUUGGACCCUAAUUCUCUAUCCACCGAUGGGACUGUAGCUUUAACAAACUUGAAAUAUUCAAAAGAUGGGAGUCGAGUUGCGUACGGUCUCUCGUCUUCUGGAUCAGAUUGGGUUACCAUUAAAUUCCGGAAUGUUGAAACAAAUGAAGAUUUUGAUGAUGUUUUAGAGUAUAGCAAGUUUUUUCAGCCCACAUGGUUUCAAAAUCAAGGAGUUUUUUAUGGAACAUUCCCAAAUUUCGGUACUGCUGAUGGGUGUGAAACUAAUGCUAAUGAAAACCAAAAAGUGUAUUAUCAUAAAAUUGGAGAAAAACAAGAGAAUGAUGUUCUAAUUGCAGAAUUUCCGCACGAACCAAAGUGGCGAUUUAGCAGCGAAAUUUCGGAUUGUGGAUUUUACCUAAUUUUUUACAUAAUGGUCGGAUGUAAUGAAAAUCUAGUUUAUUUUGCCGAUUUACGCAAAACACCUGAGAUUACAGGAAAAUUGGAUUUUGUUAAAGUCGUUACAGAAUUUAAAUACGACUAUGAGUUCAUAACAAAUAAUGAGAAUAUCUUUUAUUUUCGCACAAACGACAAAGCUCCAAACUAUCGAAUUAUUACCAUAGACUUUAAUGAUCCUAAUGCUGAGUGGAAAACAUUAAUAGAAGAGCAUCCAAAAAAUGUUCUUGAUUGGGCAUGUUGUGUUAAUAAGAAUAAACUUGUUCUUCAUUAUAUGGUUGACGUUAGGUCCGCACUUCAAGUUCAUUGUUUAGAAACAGGCAAGUUUGAUUUUGAAUUUAAAAUCGACUAUGGCUGCAUUCAAGGAUUUUCUGGAGACAGAGAUAGUUCAGAAAUAUUUUUUCAAUUUGUUAGUUUCCUAGUGCCAGGAAUUGUCUAUCAUUUUGACUUUGAAAACCUCAAUUGUGAACCGAAAAUAUUCAAGGAAACCAAAAUUCCCAACUUUGAUCGAGAUGCGUACAAAGUUGAGCAGAUAUUUUAUCCAAAUAGUGAAGAUGGAGAAAAAAUUCCAAUGUUUAUCGUUAGAAAGAAUAGAAAAGAAAUUCAACCAACACCAACUCUUUUGUAUGGUUAUGGAGGUUUCGGAAUAUCUCUACAGCCAACAUUCAGUGUCACAUUUCUUGCGUUUAUUGAUGCUUUUGACGGAAAUUUAGUUUACGCUAAUUUGAGAGGAGGAUCUGAGUUUGGAAUGAAUUGGCAUGAUAAUGGACGUUUGUUAAAUAAACAAAAUGUUUUCAAUGAUUUCCAAUCUGCAGCGAAAUAUCUAAUUGAAAACAAUUACACUAAGAAGGAGAUGUUGGCAAUUCAAGGAGGAAGUAAUGGAGGUCUCUUGGUUGGAGCUUGCAUCAACCAACGACCUGAUUUAUUUGGUGCAGCGGUGGCUCAAGUUGGUGUUUUUGACAUGCUUCGUUUUCACAAAUUUACUAUCGGAUCUGCUUGGAUAAGUGAUUAUGGCUCACCAGACGAGAAACAGCAUUUUUUUAAUUUAUUAAAAUAUUCUCCUCUCCACAACGUUCAUAUACCAGAAAACUAUCAACAAGAAUAUCCUUCCACCAUGAUUUUGACUGCUGAUCAUGAUGAUCGAGUAAGUCCAUUGCAUUCAUUGAAAUUCGUUGCAACUCUCCAAAGUGCUGUCAAACAAUCUAAAUUUCAAAGAAACCCCAUUUUGUUACGAGUUUAUAAAAAAUCAGGCCAUGGUUUUGGUAAACCAGUUACGAAGAAAAUCGAGGAAGCAACUGAUAUUUUAACUUUUCUUUAUAAAGUCCUUAAAAUUAAAUCUGAACUAAAUUGA